Molecule: messenger RNA, 1101 nt
Organism: Spodoptera littoralis (African cotton leafworm)
Lineage: Eukaryota; Metazoa; Arthropoda; Insecta; Lepidoptera; Noctuidae
Source: the annotation of a GenBank genome assembly
AUGAAUAAUUCAAAAUUAACUAAUCUUAAAGAGAAUGAGGACAAAAUACGAAAACAAGCGAAGAAAUUAUUACGACAAAAAACAUCCGAAAUCUUGAAGAAACAAACGCAUUUGUUUAUGCAUGAAAAAAGUCUAACUAAAAUGCCUGAGCCCAAAAACCCAAAUCAAAUACUUUAUGCGUAUUAUCACAACAACCAAUUAACGAAAAUUGAAAAUAUGGAAUUACUAUAUAAUGUUACCCAUUUACAUUUGCAAUGGAACAAAAUAACCAAAAUGGAAGGCUUGGAAGCCUUGCAUUCGUUGAAGAAAUUGUAUUUGGGUAAUAAUAAAAUCAGCGUUGUAGAAAAUUUGGAAGGGCUGAAGUACUUGGAAGAACUCCAUAUUGAAAAACAGAAUUUGGAUGGUCCUGAUCCUUUGUGCUUUGACCCUAGAACCCUCAUUUACAUCGGUGCCUCCCUACGAAUUCUAAAUGUAUCGGAAAACAAAUUGACUGAUAUGGCUUGGGUUAAGCCUCUAAGACAAUUGGAGGUGCUCGUUGCAAGAAAAAAUAAUUUGGAAAACUACCAAGCAGCAGCUGAUGACCUAUGCACAUUGCUGAGUCUGGUGGAAAUUAAUUUCUUAGGAAACCCUAUGACUAGGAAACAUCGAUAUAAGGAGACUAUCAUUGCAAGGUGUUCUCAACUACGCAUUCUCGAUACUGUAGCCAUUCAUAGUACUUCGAAAACGUUCAUGCGAAACUUCGAUAAGGUUGUCCGUUUACGGCAACUACACGAGAAGCAUAAAAUCGAAGCGACUCGCAGGGGAGUCGACGAGUUCUUCGACCUCAACAUGCUAUCUGGACCGAGAGCUCAGAGUGCCCUCUCUAUAUCUGAAUUUACUAACCAGAAACCAAAAGUUACAGCAUUUGAUUCAACUUAUACCUUCAUGCCACGUGCGUUCUGGCGAAUGCGGAAAACGCCUUCCCCUCAGGAAGGUGUGGCCCCACCGAUGGUAGCCCCACCGAUGGAGCCCCCACCGCCACCAAAACAGCCCUUAAGCGACAACGAUAUUUUCCCUAUCAAGGGAAUAUUGAAGAAACCUAUGCCGAUGAAAUAUAUUUAA